Alternaria incomplexa is the source of this 1221-nucleotide messenger RNA. RefSeq lists its product as uncharacterized. The coding region runs from base 1 to 1221 and encodes 406 amino acids. Lineage: Eukaryota; Fungi; Ascomycota; Dothideomycetes; Pleosporales; Pleosporaceae. Gene Ontology annotation, molecular function: phosphopantothenate--cysteine ligase activity. Gene Ontology annotation, cellular component: cytoplasm; nucleus. The record is from RefSeq and is a predicted model, not a curated record. Gene Ontology annotation, biological process: coenzyme A biosynthetic process. The transcript has a single exon.
AUGCCCCUCCAGGUGAGCUCGGAGCUACCCCGCCAUGCCGGUACUUCGCUCAGCUCCUUCGACACGACCGAACACCCCCAUCAUGACACCAUGACGGAUACGAGCGCACAACAGGCUGAAAGCCACUAUUUUGCCAAUGAGCCCCCGCCAAAAGAUCUCAAAACGAACACGACACUUGCGCGCGAGUUCAUUACGCGUCAUGCCGACGAGGGCCGUCGUGUCGUGCUUGUCACUUCAGGUGGCACUACAGUGCCUCUAGAGCAGCAGACAGUCCGCUAUAUCGACAACUUCUCGGCCGGUACUCGGGGAGCCACCAGUGCUGAGUACUUCCUCCAAAAUGGCUAUGCCGUCAUCUUCCUGCACCGACAGUUUUCGCUGUUGCCUUUCUCACGACACUACUCGCACAACACGCGCUCAUUCCUGGACUACAUGAAGGAGGAAAAUGGACAGGUAGUGGUGGAUGAACAGCACCAGGACCAGAUGUUGCGCGUGUUGCGCCAGUACACGGAGGUCAAGCGAGAGAACAAGCUAUUGAUCCUGUCAUACGUGACCAUCACCGAGUACCUGUGGAAUCUGCGCGAGGUUGCGCAACUCAUGCGUCCACUUGGGCCGAAAGCCAUGUUCUACUUGGCCGCCGCCGUGUCUGACUUCUUCGUACCCCAAGACCGCAUGGUCGAACACAAGAUACAGUCCAACGAAGAGUUCCACCAGGGCCCAGAUGGCGCCCGUGGGGGCGACGUAAAGCCACCGGCUGCGCGUACUGAAGGAAAGAGUCUGAUCAUCGAUCUCGAGCCGGUACCUAAGUUCCUCAAGCAGCUGGUGGAUGGCUGGGCGCCCGAUGCGAUGAUUGUGAGCUUCAAGCUGGAGACUGACCCUGCCUUGCUGGUUACCAAAGCCAAAUACGCCCUGAACAAAUACUCGCACCAUCUUGUAAUCGGAAAUCUACUAGCCACUCGGAAAUGGGAAGUCGUGUUCGUGUCCGUCUUCGAUGACGAAAAAUGGAUACGCGUACCCACCAGCCGUAGAACGAAGAGCUUGUCAGGAAUGCCAUCACUUGUCGGGUUGGCCGAUCCCUUGACCAAGAAGGACGUUCAAGCAAGCGAAUCACUUGCAACAGAGAAAGGGGUACCGCAGGGCGAGCCUUCUCUGGAAAUCGAAUCUCUUAUCAUCCCCGAGAUUGAGAAGAUGCACACCAAGCUCAUAGACAAGACCCCUGCAUAG